This is a messenger RNA of Trichomonas vaginalis G3, 1380 nucleotides long. RefSeq names its product DNA/RNA polymerase superfamily. The transcript has a single exon. The record is from RefSeq and is a predicted model, not a curated record. The coding region runs from base 1 to 1380 and encodes 459 amino acids. Lineage: Eukaryota; Parabasalia; Trichomonadida; Trichomonadidae.
AUGAACAAAAACGGAACAGCUAAAAUGAAUGAUAAUCAAAUUAGAGCAGAAGGUAGAAGGUUAUUUAAACGCUUCUAUAACAUUCCUGAUGGUGUUAAUCCUAAAACUCGUAGAAGCUAUUUAAAUGAAGCAAUAGAUGCAUAUGAAGGGUUUGACAUUUCAUCAGAAAGUGAGAGAUUAGCGAGAAUGUUAAAUGUUAAUAUUGAUUUCUAUUAUUGUGAUCCUCAACCAGAAGACGUGGACAUAAAUAAGGUAGACUUUCCAUUAGUGGAAUCAAUAAUGAUAGAUCCAGAAUUUGAAACAGUAAAUAUUUUAUUAACACAGAGUCCAUGUGGAAAACUUCACGCUGACAGAAUAACAGACGUUGAAGCACUCACCGGCUAUAAAGUUUGUCCAUAUUGUAAAGAAGAAGUUUAUUCUAUCCGUGAUGAUCCAGAAAGGAAAAACCAAAGAAGAUUUUUAAAGCAUUGUGAGAAAUGUAAAGAAAAUAAUGGAAGAUUAAUUCAAGACGUUCAAUUGCAAAAGACCCAGCAACCAUAUGCACCACAUAUUACGAAACAGAAGAUAUAUCAGUGGUUAUUAGCUCAUAAUUUGCAGGAAUAUUAUCAACCGACAAGAUAUUAUAUUACUUUUGACUUUGAAACACUAGAGACUAAAGAAGAAUUACAACUUUCUGAGUGUGCAACUUUGAACGCUUACUUAAAACCAUUCAUGGUAUCAUCAGCGGUUAAAUUAAAUGAUAAAACAUAUACGAGAAAUUUUUGCUUAACUUCGAGUGAUUCUUUUAUUUCUGAUUGGAUUGAGUUUUUAUUUUCAACCUGUUCAUUAGUUGUUGAAUCAAAUAUUGAACAAUAUGAAGAAUUAAUGAAGCCGCAAACGGCGGGGACUUUAUCCCAUACAUUAAAUGAAAAACAGAAGGAAGCAUUUAAAGAACUUCUAGAUGAGGAAUUCAAUAAAGUGAAUAUCAUAGGUUUUAAUUCGGGAAAGUUUGAUUUAAAUUUAAUUCUUCGUGAUUUAAAUACUGCAAAAUGGAAAAUAAAAUCAAUGCUGGGUUCAUCUUCACAAUUUAAGCAAAUCAUUGUAAAGAAAACAAACGCUCCAUAUGAAUUGAGAUUUAUUGACAUCAGAAAUUAUAUAGCGGGUGGGACAUUAGACCAAUUCACUCAAGAUUUCGGAAACAAUAAAUCACGUGUUAAAUCCUUUUUCCCUUAUCAAUUUAUCACAUGGGAGAAUUCCGAAGAAGAAUUAUAUAAAGAGGAACCAUUCACGAAAGAUUCAUUUUAUUCAGCAUUAACUCAAGAAACUAUAUCAGAUAGUGAUUAUCAAAUAUAUCUCAAUGAUGCUAAAAAUUUUAAGAAUAGAUUAGAAUAUUUUAUGUAA